UGAGUCGGUGCUUGGUUUGAACAUGUCUUUUAAUUGAGUAUAAUUUACUCUUUAUUUAGCCUUGAAUCAUCAUAAAUACGUCCUUAGCCAUCAAGAAAAGAUGCCUGCAAUAAAGUUCCAGCACGUGGUCUCGUUUAGUAGCGAGGAUAAGAACUUCCCUGCAACUAAUCUUUUAAAACCAGAGGGAACAAGUAAAUGGCGGUGUGCUAAAGCUGGUGAGAAAAGUGCAUCUGUAACGAUUCAACUUGAAAAGUCGACCAAAAUAUUGAGUCUGGAUAUUGGGAAUAAUGGCUCCGCUUUUGUUGAGGUCCUUGUUGGACGUGCUUCUAUGGCAUCAGAGGAUGACUUCAAGGUUUUACUGAUAGCAUCUUCAUUCAUGACUCCCCUUGAAGCUAGGAGCAACAAUGGUUUGACGCGAGUUCGUAUGUUUGACAAUGAGAAACUCUCACAACCAACAAGAGAUGAACAUUGGGACAAAGUAAAGGUUAUCUGCACACAACCCUUUAACAGAACAAGCAAUUAUGGGCUUUCAUUUAUAAAGCUCCUCAGUCCUGGGACACCAAAUGAUGGAACCACAACACCUUCUUUGAAGAAAGAGACUUCUGUCUCGAAACUUGGUGGCUUUAAGCUCAAACCUGAAGAGUCAAGUCCUGUUCGUACUGGAAGCUUAUUUGCAAAUCGGGGAAAAGAGGAAGUAAAGACGAAUAUUCCCCUGAGUGGUGCAGCUGCUGUAAGGGCAGCCUCCAGGGAGGUAGAUGGCGCUCUAGGUACAACUCCCAUCAAACACAUCCCUAAACCAUCAUCUCCUAUUGUACAUGACAGAACCCCGAAACCAUCAACCACCAAAAAUGGCCAUGAUGUCAAAGAGGCAACCCCCACACAUAAAGCAGAAAAGCGUUCAAGGGAGGAUGGUCAUUCUGAGAGUUCAAGGAAGCCGUCUGCAAGUGAUAAGAUCUCCAAAAGAGAAGAUCCACCACCCCGUAAAAAGUCAAGAUCUGAUGCUCCUAAGCCCAAAACACCCUUCAGACAGAUAUUAAAAGGAGUUACGUUUGUGAUGAGUGGCUUUAAGAACCCAUAUAGAGGUGAACUGAGGGACAAGGCACUGGAGAUGGGGGCAAAAUACAAGCCUGAUUGGGACAAGAAGUGUACACAUUUGAUAUGUGCAUUUUCCAACACACCAAAAUUCCAAGAAGUCCUUGGUAAAGGGAGGAUUGUCACUAAGCACUGGCUCUUGGACUGUUAUGAGAAGAAGAAACUAUAUCCAUGGAGGAAAUACCGACUUGAUGGUGCUGAUUCUCCCUCUGGUUCAGGGUCUUCAGGGGAUGAAAGUGAAGAGGAAUACAGACCUGUCCCUAAGAAGAUUACUCCACAUAAAUCACCAUUGUCCAAAACAAUAGCACAUAAAACACCACAAAGAUCUGUCGAAGAUUCACCCAGCACAUCUAAAGCUUCAGAGACAAAAUACAGCCCACGAAAACUGAAAGAAGAUGAAGAUUCCACAGAUGUUGAAAUGGAUACUGAUGAUGAGAUAGAAAAGAUCAAAAAUGAUGCAUUAAAAGCCAAGUCCAAACAGGAAACAAACGAUGCAAUAUACGACCAAUCAACUGAUGAGGAAACUGAUGAUGAUAUUAAACCAAAUGAUAAAAUUCACAACACUCCUCCCUCAAAGACAGUGGACAAUGGUUCUAAAGAUAUUCAAAAAGAUGAGCCAGGAAGUUCAAGUGAUUCCGAUGAUGAGGGUCUUCCUGAGUUACCGGAUCUGCCAGAUUUCUUUGCUGAAAAAUAUUUUUUCUUUUAUGGAAAGUUUGCAGCAGCAGAUAGGAGGACGUUGGUGAGAUAUAUCACUGCAUUUGAUGGGACUGUCGAGGAAUAUAUGAGUGAGAAGAUUCACUUUGUUAUAACAGAAUCUGAGUGGGAUGAUAACUUUGAUGAUGCCCUGAAGGAGAAUCCAGAGGUGGCGUUUGUAAGACCUGCUUGGGUGUACGAAUGUAAUGAUAAAUCGAAACUUGUACCACAUCAGAAAUAUAUUGUGACAGCAUCAUAGUGCAAUUGUGUACAUUCUAAAUGAUUGAUCGUGUACUGCUAAGAUCAGAAGCUGAAUGUGUAAAACGAGGAGAUUUGGAUGUGUUAUAGGCUUGAAAUCUAUGGGGCCUAAUAGGAAAUAUUGACAACUUUUGGUAAUCCAAAAAUAAUCCUACAGAGACCAAAUUAUAAAACCACCAAAUGGACAACAGUCACAGUUAUCUACAGGUUGGGCCAUAGUUUAUUUAAAUAAGUUAUAGCAAAAUUAAAAAGUGGAUGUUUUGUCCACCCUGUAGUUACAUCCCAAAUUACAUCAUAUUUCUAUAAAUCAUUUUUGUCAGAUAAAA
Messenger RNA from Owenia fusiformis, 2369 nucleotides. Lineage: Eukaryota; Metazoa; Annelida; Polychaeta; Sabellida; Oweniidae. The record is from the annotation of a GenBank genome assembly.